Molecule: messenger RNA, 1517 nt
Organism: Lathyrus oleraceus (garden pea)
Lineage: Eukaryota; Viridiplantae; Streptophyta; Magnoliopsida; Fabales; Fabaceae
Product: phosphatidylinositol 4-phosphate 5-kinase 7
Exons: 5
Coding region: 144-1517 (457 amino acids)
Source: RefSeq, a predicted model, not a curated record
UAGAGUAUAAUAAGCUGCAUUAGUUUACUUUUAUGUACCGAAUAUUUCACAAGAUUGAUGUUUUCUUCUUUUCAAGGUUGAUUCUUGUUGUCACAUAUACUGAUUUUUAGCCUUCAAUCCAUUCAAGUGUAAGUCUGCAAGUCAUGGAGGACAAUGAAAGUGUUAAAGAGAAGUCCAUCGUUAAAUUUAAGAAACAACUUUUACGUGGAAAUGGAAUGCACAAAUGGAGAGAUGGAACGAUAUAUAAGGGUAAUUUUUUGUAUGGAAAAAUAACAGGAAAAGGAGUGAUGUUAUGGCCACCCGAAGCAACGCGCGAUGAUAAAUUCUUCGCGAGUUGCUCUCAUGGUAAUUAUAGAAUCCUUAUGAAGGAUAAGGAUGACUCCGUUGAUAAAUUUGUGAGUAAAAUUUUCAAGGACAGCAAAGAUUUCACAUGGUCGGGUGGAGUAAUAUAUGAGGGCGAUUGGCUUGAUGGAAAAAUGACAGGAAAAGGAGUGAUGAUAUGGCCAUCAGGAACAAAGUAUGAGGGUGAAUUCUUCGAGAAUUAUCGGCAUGGUCAUGGCACCUUAACUAAACCAACUUUCAAUGUUUACGCAUGUGGAUGCAAGAUUGUUAGUUCCAUGUCUGAUAUUUACGAAGGUUCGUGGAAAGAAGGACUUCGAGAAGGCACCGGAACGUGCACUUGGAGGAACGGAAGUACCUAUACUGGAAAUUGGAGAAAAGGAAAAUUUGAUGGAAGUGGGAUCAUGAUGUGGAGUAAUGGUGACAUUUUUGAUGGAGGUUGGUUAAAUGGAGUUAUGCAUGGACAAGGAGUUUAUAGAUUUGCAAAUGGAAGAAUCUAUGUUGGCACAUGGAGUAAGGGCAUAAAGGAUGGAAAAGGAACAUUCUAUUAUCCUCAUGACAGUAAAAAACCAUCUCUGCUAAAGAAGUUGUGUGCCAUUCUUAAUUAUAAAAAUCCAAAAUCCAAAAUUAACCCAAGUUUCUCGGAAAAAGCAUCUCUUGAUGAUACAUCAAAAAAUUCACAUGAUAUAUGUCGAUUUAGUAUAGGUUGUAAGGUUUAUGAAAGGGAAUAUAAGAACGGAGUUCUAAUUAAAGAGAAAGUAUGGAUAAUUAAUGAGAAAAUAUUGAGUGUUCAGAAAAAUCACAUAAUAAAAAAAACAAAAAGGUCAGAUAAUUUAAGGGAUAAACAAGCAAAGAAGAGUUUUUCUAAGAACAUUUUUCAAGACCUACAAAGCUAUUAUUUGAAGGUUAUCUUGCAGCUUUGCUCCAGAAGGACUAAGAAGCAGAUUCUUAAUUAUCCCAAUCUAGAACUACCUGAUUAUAUCAAACUGCCUUAUCCUAUAAUUAAGAAGAAACCAUUACAGGAAGAUGAGGCGGGGUUGUUUGUGAAGUUUAAAGAAAUGUUUACUACACUUCAGGCAUUUCUAAAGGGCACAAAACAAAAGUUGGUCAAAGAACAGUUAAACAUGACGGAGAAAGAUGAGACGACAGUGCCUCCAACAUUGCCACCAAAACCUUAA